GUCCAUAAGAGAGAAGCGCCCCCGAUAUCGUGGCAUGCCUGACCUUUGUCACAAACACACACUCUCUCUCUCUCUCUCAUCCAAUUACAUCCAACACUUUGGUUUCUUCUAUAUAUAUCAUCUACAUAUACACACACAUAUAUGUAUGUGUUUAGGAGUAAGGGAAGGUGCGUGUGCAUGGUUAUGAGUAAAUGAUGGAAAUCUAGAGAGAGGGUUUAGGUUGAGAGAGAGGAGAAGAAUAAAAUGGGAAAAGGAAGAGCUCCAUGCUGUGAUAAGAGCCAAGUGAAGAGGGGGCCAUGGAGCCCUUCCGAGGACUCCAGGCUCAUCUCCUACAUUCAGCAGCACGGCCACGACAACUGGCGCGCCCUCCCCAAGCUCGCCGGGCUGUCGAGAUGCGGGAAGAGUUGCCGGUUAAGGUGGAUCAAUUACUUGAGGCCUGAUGUGAAGAGAGGGAAUUUCACCAGGAAGGAGGAGGAGACCAUCAUAAGGCUGCAUCAGUCCUUUGGAAAUAAGUGGUCUAAGAUCGCGUCUCAUUUGCCGGGAAGAACUGAUAAUGAGAUCAAGAAUGUCUGGAACACUUAUUUGAAGAAGAGGUUGCCAGCUUUUAACGGCUAUGCGGACUCCACCGGGGAUGAAUCGAAGCGGGACUCUUCUCUUACCUCUACAUCCUCGACACAUUCGUCUCCUUCUUCUUUUGCCACUCAUGGGGCCGGUGGAGACAGAGACAUGGAGAUUGAUCCCGGAAACAAGGAAGUGCAGAUCAAAGACAUGCUGGAUCGAACUGGCCAGAACAAGCCAUCGAGUUCUGCUUCUCAUGGAUCGAAUGCAUCUAACAUUUCCUGUGAAGUUGGAGACGCCGAAAAAGAUGGCAAGGAAAAGCUGGAUUUGUUCUUCGAUAUCAUGGAGGAAGUGAACAAACCAGACAUAGUCACGGGGAACAACGCGCUACUUGAUAUCCCAUUCGAGUACGAUACUGAUUUCUGGACCAUGCUAGACAGCUUAGCCAGAUCCCCUCCCCAAGCUACUGAAAUCGACCAACUCCUCACCGCCAAUGCCUACCGAGACUCCACCUUGGGCGAUCAAGGAAUCAACAGAGAGACCGAAAACGACAAGUGGCUGCAAUAUCUGGAGCACGAGCUCGGACUAGUAGAACCGUGGCCCCCCGUCGUCCAAGGAGAGGAUGACUCGAAACGUCCCAAGGAUGCAUCCAGGCCACUAAACUAGUUCCCGUUGAAUUACUAGUCAAAAUUUGCUCCAUUUUCAAAUUAAUUUGGUCUCUGUCAAUUCGAAACCAAUCAAGGGCCCCCGACCGAGUCAAAUAAGUUGAACCAGAGAGGUACAGAUACUAAUUAAUUGGGUAGUUGCAAGAGAAUUUGAUAUAGUAUUGAUUUGUAUCCACAGAAACUAAUGUAAGAAACCUUAACUAGUUUUCAACAGAAAGAUGCAACAACAUUUGUUGAUUAUCCAAAGUUUAGUUUUAGUCUACCCAGACAUUUAUUAGAGGGUAGGUAAUGUUUCUCUUGAUGGAUAUUAGUAUAAUAUAUGUGUGUGUGCGUGUGUAUGUGUGUGGUGUUUUCAUAUAUGUCCCCACAGGUUGGACAAAUGAAGAAAAAUGCACUCCUGCAA
Punica granatum (pomegranate) is the source of this 1626-nucleotide messenger RNA. The record is from RefSeq and is a predicted model, not a curated record. NCBI's taxonomy places the organism in Eukaryota, Viridiplantae, Streptophyta, Magnoliopsida, Myrtales, Lythraceae.